Messenger RNA from Aspergillus mulundensis, 600 nucleotides. RefSeq names its product putative Rho GTPase Rho 2 (gene rho2). The transcript is spliced from 5 exons. Gene Ontology annotation, biological process: small GTPase-mediated signal transduction. Gene Ontology annotation, molecular function: GTPase activity; GTP binding. The coding region runs from base 1 to 600 and encodes 199 amino acids. The record is from RefSeq and is a predicted model, not a curated record. NCBI's taxonomy places the organism in Eukaryota, Fungi, Ascomycota, Eurotiomycetes, Eurotiales, Aspergillaceae.
AUGGCCCAGCAACAGGAUGACAAUGUGAUGCGAAGAAAGUUGGUGAUCAUCGGCGACGGCGCUUGUGGGAAAACGAGUCUGCUGAGUGUCUUUACAUUGGGUUACUUUCCUACACAUUAUGUCCCGACAGUAUUCGAGAGCUACGUAACAGACUGCCGGGUAGAUGGCCGGUCAGUCCAAUUAGCGCUAUGGGAUACGGCCGGUCAGGAAGACUACGAACGACUGCGACCAUUAGCCUACUCCAAGGCGCACGUUAUCCUGAUCGGAUUCGCCGUCGAUACACCUGAUUCUCUCGAGAACGUCAAGAUCAAGUGGAUUGAGGAAGCAAACGAGCGAUGCCCCGGCGUACCAAUCAUUCUAGUCGGACUGAAGAAAGACCUCCGCGAGAACCCCGGGGCGAUCGAGGAAAUGCGCAAGAAGUCUCUUCGAUUCGUAUCGCCCAAGGAAGGAAGCGAGACCGCAACGCAGAUCAAGGCCCGGAAAUACCUCGAGUGCUCCUCCCUAACGGGCGAGGGCGUCGACGACGUCUUUGAGGCCGCAACUCGCGCCGCGCUCCUCACCUUUGAUAAGCGGAAAUCAUCAUGUUGCAUUGUGCUAUGA